AGCAUCCCUUCUUCUUCUUCUUCUUCUUCUUCACUCUUCUGCACCUUCGGUGGUCUUUCUCCUUAGACCGCUGUUGGUUGCUGUUCACCAAAAACCAUGUCUCCAUUGAUGAUCUUUCAAGCUUCUUAUUCUAACGACAAAAAACAGGGCAUCGUCGCUGUUCUUUCCUCCGACUCUGAUCACUCUCAAAUUCAAACUUCUUCACUUCGAAGAACUUUAUCUGCUGAUAUGUCUUCCCAUAAAUGGAUCUCUCUCAUGAAAAAAACCUCUUCCUUCCAAGAUUUUCACAACCCCAAAACAGAGGAUGAAACAGAGGGUGUUGAUGUUUGGAGCUCUAUCAUUAAAGAAUCUCGGCAAGAUUCGAAACCUAUUUUGGAUCCUUAUGUUCAUCCUCUUCUUAAGAGAUCUGGGAAGUGUUUGAGUGAAAAGAGCCUUGAGAUUUGUACAGAGAGUCUUGGUUCUGAGACGGGCUCUGAUGGCUUCUCGUCGUAUCCAUCGUCGGAGAAUGGAGAUACCGAUGAUGAGAACGAGGAAAAUAUGAUUGAAAGUACUCAAACAUUUGAGAUGGAGAAUCAAUGGAAGCCUGUGAAGAUCAGCCAUAAGAAAUCGCCACCCCGUCGGUCGCUUCCUCCACCGUUGCCUACUCUUUCUGGGCCGGAUGGCGAGACGUUGAGGAUGCAGCCUCGCCGUGACAAUGGACGUUUGGUCCUUGAGGCCAUGUCGGUGCCUUCACAAAACAAUUUUCAUGCUCAACGUCAAGAUGGUCGCCUUGUUCUCACACUCAUCAAUCGUCAUCUAAUCAAUCAGGUCGAGAAAAUCGACGAAUGGAAAAUGGAAGAAGAGGAAAAAGGAAAAGAACAAAAAACGACAAAAUUAUCAGAAUUUCCAAGAGGGUUACUAAACACACACAGAUUAGCAUCAAUGAUGAGCAGCAAAACAAUAGCUUUAGCCAACAGAAACCCAUCACUCCCUCCACGCCCAAAAGCGGGUCAGCCGAUAAUAGGCUGUGUGGCACCGCCAGUGGUUGCGUCAUUGAACGCCUAUGAGUACUACUGGAGGACAAAGCCGACGGGGAAAGCGGGAACACCGCUUGGGCAGCAGCCGGCAACGUUCAAGAGCAGCAGCAGAAAAGUUAUGAUAUCCAAGAACAGAACAGCAAAUGAAGAAGAGAAAUUGGUAGUAUUGUGUUCAAAUGGGAGUUGUAAGGAAGUGCGGCGGACGGUGGUGUUUUGGGAGCCACGGUGCAUUGCCACCUCCUAAAAUAAUAUUCCAUUUUCAUUUAUAAGCUUCUUACUGUUUUACCUAAAUUUGAUGUUUUUUUUUUCUUCUAAUUUUGUUGUUUUUUGUUAAACUUACUUUCCACUCUUUGGGGAAUUAUGUCAUCUAAUAAAAGUAUAUGAGAGAGAGAUGAGAGAGGGAGAGAUCAUAACUUUUAAUUUGAGAGAAAUAUCAUAUGUACUGUUAAACAAUAUAAAUACUUAAAUUACUAAUUUAGUCCA
Molecule: messenger RNA, 1499 nt
Organism: Cucumis melo (muskmelon)
Lineage: Eukaryota; Viridiplantae; Streptophyta; Magnoliopsida; Cucurbitales; Cucurbitaceae
Product: protein FAF-like, chloroplastic
Exons: 2
Coding region: 97-1260 (387 amino acids)
Source: RefSeq, a predicted model, not a curated record